This is a messenger RNA of Engraulis encrasicolus (European anchovy), 9210 nucleotides long. RefSeq names its product death-inducer obliterator 1-like. Bases 229 to 8718 code for a protein of 2829 amino acids. NCBI's taxonomy places the organism in Eukaryota, Metazoa, Chordata, Actinopteri, Clupeiformes, Engraulidae. The transcript is spliced from 18 exons. Gene Ontology annotation, biological process: DNA-templated transcription; apoptotic signaling pathway. The record is from RefSeq and is a predicted model, not a curated record.
AUGCUUUCUUAUGACAUCAGCGCACGCGCUACACCAGUUUUGCCAGCCAACUAUUAAGAGAAAAUGGAGGACUCAUUGAAGAUUCGACUUGCAGAAGGAUAAACACGAUCAACAUGACUGUACAGUGAUGCAUUGACGCACAGCUGUUGAAAACGAGAGAGAAGAAACAAUUCUCGGAAUCAGUGUGAGAAGACUUUUAUUGUCUGAGGGCAGUGAGAGACUGCAGCCAUGGAGGAUGGCGCAAUCCCAGUGUUGCCUUUGUCCUCUUCGGGGCCCCCAGCCUCACAAGAGCCUGCCCAGAGCAGCUCACAAGUAACUGUGACAGAGGAAAAAAACAAAAACGAACAGGAGGGUAACAACGUCACUCAGUCGGGAGAUAACGAUAACGAUGGCAGCGCGGGCGAAGGGAAUCUAGAGGAGCCGGCAGCGAAACCAGCCCAACCAGAAGCCGCCCCCGCCGGCCUCAGCAGCGGCUGUGCCACCGCCACCAGUGAGGUCAAGAAGACCUGGGGCUUCCGGCGGACCACCAUUGCCAAGCGCGACAUCAUGCCUGGAGAAGCGGCAGCGGCGGCUGCAGCUGCAGCCGAUGGCCCGGUCAGGCGCAGUGGGCGGCAGGCCAAGCGCACCGACAAGCUGGAGGAGUUCCUCUCCACGGCCAAGAGGGGCCGCGGCGGAGGAGGCCGACGCAGCGCCCCCGCCAACAUGAUGGACAUUGGAGCAGGAGACCCGCCCUCCCAGACCCCCACCGACGCCGAAACGGCCUCCGAGGCCAGCUUUGAUGGCAGCAUGGAGGCCAACAAGAGCAAGCCCACCUCGCCGGAGAGGAAGCGGCGCAGGAGGACCACCACGCCAAAGAGGGGAGGACGACGGGGGAGGCCGGCGAGGAGCGCCAUAGCCAAACGGCAGCAGGAAGAGGAAGAGGAGGAGGACGCUAGCGAUGGGGAUGGGCCGAGCUCCGAGGACGAGGCGGCAGCAGCCAGAGGCCUUCAAGCUCCUGAGGAAAAGAAGGAAGAGGUGGUGAAAGACGAGGAGGAGGAGAAGAUUGAUGUUCAUGCCAGUGGGGAGGCUUCCAAAGAUGGCGGCGCCUCCGCCCAAGCAGAGGAGCAGACAAGCACUGAGCAGGCGGAGGUGAAGUCUGAAGAGGACAAGCCGAAAAAGGAAGAGAAAGUAGAGCAGAUGCAACAACAGCAGCAGCUGAAGAAGGAGGAAGAGGAGGGUAAGAUGCCGCAGGAGACCAGCAACACUACUCCCCGCAGGGUCAGCCGAAACCCAGCCAGAGCCUGCAAGGACGCCACUCACUCCAUGGCCCUCGACGAUGAAGAUGAUGAAUCCGAGACAUCAUCGUCCUCCUCAUCAUCGUCGUCUGAUGAGGGUGGCUCCAAUGACGAGGACUACGACCCAAACACUCUUUACUGCAUCUGCAGACAGAAGCACAACAAGAGGUUCAUGAUCUGCUGCGACCGCUGUGAGGAGUGGUUCCACGGCGACUGUGUGGGCAUCACGGAGGCUCGUGGCAGGCUCAUGGAGCGCAACGGAGAGGACUAUAUCUGCCCCAACUGCCACGGCAGCAAGGCGCGAGCCUCAGCCUCCUCAUCAUCGUCCGCCACCACCGCGGAAAAUGGCCGCAGAGGAGCCACCACCCCCGCCGUCGCUGCCGCCAAGCGACCUGAGCAGCACAGCCCCUCCAUUAUUCCCGCCAGUCAGACAGCUGAGGACAAGGCAGGCGACGACCUGGGCAUUAAAGGCCGCAUAGAGAAGGCCACCAAUCCCAGUGGGAAGAAGAAAAUCAAGAUUUUCCAGCCGCAGCAGCAGCAGCAGCCACAGCAGCAGAAGCCACAACAACAACAACAACAACAGCAGAAGCCACAACAACAACAACAACAGCAGAAGCCACAACAACAACAGCAGCAGCAGCCUGCAGAGAAGACCUCUUCCAAUCUCCCAAAAUGCAUUGGGCCAGGCUGUGAACGCACCGCUCAGCCAGACUCUGUCUACUGUGGCAGCGACUGCAUCAUCAGACACGCCGCUGCAGCCAUGAAGUCCAUCACGGACGUCAAGGAGCCCAAGGCCAAGGAGCCCAAGACCAAGGGGCCGAAGGGGAAGCCUGGUCCAAAGCCGAAGAAGAAGACAGCAGGAAAAGCCGCAGAUGUAGCAUCGGAGGCGAACCGCGAGCGAGACGGAGGCGAACGGUCAGCCGGCGGCAGCGACGGAGAAGCAGGCAGCGGGGACGACGAGGACGCAAACGCGGAGGAGCACCCGCCACCACCCGCCAUGUCCUCCUGGUCCAGCGAUCAUAAUUACAUUGCCGUAACGCCAGAAAAGACUGCACCCGUUGCACCUUCAUCUGUGUUAAACAAAUCGUCGUCCGCAAAAGAGGAGAAGGCCAGCGAAGAGGAGCAGAGCAUCACCAAGGAGCCGGCCCCUGCAGAGAAGAAGCCUGCCCCACCAGCCACCACCGUCUCCCCCAAAGGACAGAAGAAGUCUCCCGGCCCCAAAGGCAAGCCUGGACCCAAAGGCAAAGCGGCAUCCACUUCACCAGGUGGAGGCAAGGACGCUAAAAAGCAGCCGCCUACUCCCUUGAAGUCCCCCAAAGGCAAAAAGCCUGGACCCCAACAGCCACCCCCGCCCGUCCCGGCCCUCACCCCACCAAGUGCGCCUGGCUCUCGCCAUCACGCCACAGGGGCACUGCGUGUGGCCAAGACCUCCUUCACCAUCCCCAAGAAACAGCCUCCGCAGCCACCGCCCCGCGACAGGGACCAUGAGAGAGACUGGGACAGAGAUCGAGAGAGGGACAAGGAGAGGGAGAGGGAGAGGGAACGGGAAAGGGACCGGGAUAGAGAUAGAGAGAGGGACAGGGACAAGGAGAAGGAGAGGGAGAGGGAUCGAGACAGAGACCGAGACCACAGAGACAGGGAUCGAGAGAGGGAUAGGGAUAGAGACCGGGAAAGGGAGAGGGAAAGGGAUAGAGAUGGCCACUCCAAGUCUUCCCAUUCCCACAGCCCUGCACAUCCACCCCCACCGCCCCCCAACCCCCAGAUGAGGCAGAACAUCAGGCGCUCCCUCACUGACAUUCUCUACAAAAGGGUAAGCGACAGUGAUGACUUGUCCAUGUCUGAGAGUGAGGUGGGAAGACUGGCUGUGUCCAUUGAGAAGGAAAUGUUCAACCUCUACUUGGCCACAGACAGCCGAUACAAGAACAAGUACAGAUCGCUCAUGUUCAACCUCAAGGACCCAAAGAAUAAGGGCCUGUUCUAUCGUGUGGUUGUGAAUGACCUCAGUCCCUUCCGCCUUGUGAGGUUGACUCCAGAGGAGCUGCUGUCCAAGGAGACCUCAACCAUGAGAAGAACAGACAGCACAGAGGAUUCAGGCAGGAGUCAUUCAGGAAGCAGCAGGGCAGGCCACAGGCAGGACUCUGCGCCCCCCGAUGUCGACAUGGACGAGGCGCCGCCUCUGUCGGACGGAGAUGUAUGUAUCCCCGGCAGCUCUGCGAACGCUCGCUUAACUUUAGGGCCAGAACAAGAGGAGAACCAUCCCACUCCUGCAUCAGCCUCCGCUCCGUCUGGGAACUCCAGCAGUGCCAUGCCAGACAUCUUAAGCAAAAUGUUUAGAGACACCACAGCUGAACACAAGGCUCACCUAUUUGACCUCAACUGCAAGAUUUGCACAGGUCAGAAAUCAGCUGAUGAGGAGCCCGCCUCCAAAAAGCCCAAGCUGGCCAUGCCCGUGAAGUCCAGAUCAGACUCAUACCCCCCCAGACACUCGUCCACAGAGGGCCCGCUCUCCUCCCAGCCUAGCAGCGAGGUGCCCAUGUCCGGCUCUGGCAUGCCUAUGGAGGACGUCAGUGCCAACAUUUACGGGGCACUGGCCGCCCAGGCUCCCAUGGUCCCGCCUCCCGUUUCCUCCGUGUCAAUUACCCGCAGGGACCCACGAGACCCACGCCAUCGGCCUGCUGUCACAGUUACGCCCAGUGUACCGGAGGUGGCCAUACCCGCACCUAUGUCGAUGGCCAUACCCACACCUAUGUCGAUGGCCAUACCCACACCUAUGUCAAUGGCUAUGCCCAUGUCUGCAACCAUGCCUCCACCUAUGCCUAUUACCAUACCUCCUCCACCUAUCAUCAUGCCCAUGGCCGUGCAUGUUCCCGUGACAAUUCCUUUGGAGCGUCAGAUGCCUGUGGUGCCAGAGGUCAAGGCGCCUCUACCGAUGCCGCCAGCACCACCGCCAUCCAACUCCAGGUCUUCUGGCUCAUCCAAAACAGCAGAGAAGAAGAAAAGUGCUGUGGAAACCAACCCUCCUCCAGAGGGGGAAACUGCUCUCUUCCUGUCCGGACAGGAGAUGAUGUGGAAAGGAUUCAUCAACAUGCACACCGUGGCUAAAUUUGUCACCAAGGCUUACCUGGUCUCAGGAUCGUUUGAACAUCUCAAGGAGGAUUUGCCAGACACUAUCCACAUAGGAGGCAGAAUCUCUCCCCACACAGUGUGGGACUACGUGGGGAAAUUGAAGACGUCCCUCUCUAAAGAGCUGUGUCUCAUCCGCUUCCACCCUGCGACGGAGGAGGAAGAAGUGGCGUAUGUGUCUCUCUUUUCUUAUUUCAGCAGCCGCAAGCGUUUUGGCGUGGUGGCGAACAAUAACCGCCGGAUCAAAGACCUCUACCUCAUCCCACUGAGCGCCAAGGAUCCCCUGCCCUCCAAACUAUUACCCUUCGAGGGGCCAGGCCUGGAGCCAGCUCGACCCAACCUCCUCCUGGGCCUUGUGAUCUGCCAGAAGGACAAAAAGAGAGCCGGCGCAGCCCUGGAAGGGGAGGAGAAGCGCUCCAAAAUGAGCAGGGACGCUGAUGACACCAAGCCUGCGUCAGUGACCAAGGCGGACAAAUCGAGCCGACACAGCCAAGACAUCCUGAUCAGCACCACGCCUCCGGGAAGCCCUCCCCCACUGAGCGCCGCUGAGGUUGCAUCGAGUGCAUUAGCCGUCCCAAACGUUCUCUCUCUGCUCUCUGCCGUCAAGGCCGGAACCUCCGCUGGAGUGUCUGCCUCCGCGGCCACAGGCAGAGACUCCCCGUCGGCUUCCACAGCGGCCUCUGCCACACCUCUCCAGACCAUCCUGCAGACCCUAUUUGGCAAGAAGAAGCAGGAUUCAGACGCCUCCAUGUCUCCGUCCGACCCACAUGCAACUGACAUCACUGUGGCUGCCACUCCUCUGCUAGACCCGAUAGUUCAACAGUUCGGUCAAAAGAAAGAAAAUGCUGAUGAGUAUGAAGAUGACCGACCAUAUGACCCAGAGGAAGAGUAUGACCCAAGCAUGGGUUAUGGAGGUGAGAAGGAUCUUGCCACGACUGUAAAGCAGCAGGGUGUCACAAAGCCUGCAGAAGCUGGAGCGGAUGUGACUGAGGUGGACGACGUGGCCUACGACCCCGAGGAUGACUCCAUCUUCGAUGAGGUGCGUGAUGAGGAGCAGCAGAGAGCACUGGACAAUAAGAAACUUCAGUUGGAGGAGCAAGAGAAAUUAUCCCUCCUCGCCUCUGCUACAGACCCGCUGAUCUCCCAACCUAUGAAUUCAUUGCUGUCCAACACCCAGUUGUUGCAGCUUGGUAAAAAGGUGGAAGAGUUGGUUGGAAAAGCCUCAACUGCCCCUGUCAUCAACCAGAGGAGAGACCCGAGGCAGAGCAGAGACCCCAGGCAAGCGGCGGGAGGUCGAAGGUCAACCGCUGACUCUCUUGAGAAAGAAGAGUCACCUCCACAGACAACUGCUCUUCCGGUUCCUGAGGUGACACCCCUGCAGGUGACGCCACUUCCUGUCCCUGAGGUGUCAGCACCAACGGUUACCUCAGUUCCCAUUGCUGAGGUGUCACCCCCACAAGUCACGCCACUUUCUGUACUUGAGGUGUUAACCACACAGGUGACAUCAAUUCCCAUUUCCAAGGUGUCAUCCCCACAAGUGACAUCACUUCCUGUUUCUGAGGAGUCAGAUCCAAAGAUGUCAUCAGUUUAUGUUGCUGAGGCGUCCCCCCCACAGGUGACAUCAGUUCCUAGUUCUGAGAUGACGCCCCCAGAUACAACUCCUCCACAGAAAGAUGCCGGAGAUAGAACACCGGUAGAAGAUGAGUAUGAACCAUGUGAAGAGUUACCUUUCCUUGACCCUGACCGUGUUGAGGUAUCGAUUCCCUUGUUAGGUGAAACAAUAGAGCCCAACUUGGUGGAUGAUGACACCCCGCCAGAGCCAAGGAGGUCCAAGGGAAUGAUCACAUCAGACACCAAAGCCGGGGAUAACAAAAGUGGCUUCAGCCUUUGGCCGAAUUCCGCCAGCAUUCUGAAAGAGGUCAGUGCCAGUCUAGAAAAAAUAGCUGAGGUCACUUCUGUCCAAUCCCAAACCACCAUGUCCUCUGACAGCAGCCCUGUGCAGGCAAUAACCAGCUUGGCUAAUUUUACUCCAUCAAUAAAUCCAGGCAGUUCCUCUGGCAUUGACACUCAUUCGCCACAUAUGCCUCACAUGCCAAUACCCAAUGCCCAGUCAGACUAUGGCAGAGGCCCGCUGGAUGUUCCACCACCCAUAUCCUUCCAACCCCCAGUCCGACCCCCUCCAAUGCACGGCAUGCCACCAAUGCAGGGACCACCGCCCAUGCAAGUGGUGCCACCAAUGCAUGGUCCUCCGUCCAUGCAGGGCCCUCCUCCUACAAUGGGUGGUCCACCACCAAUGCAAGUACGGCCACCCAUGCAAGGCCCUCCCCCUGUGCAAGGUGAUGGAUUCCCACCUUUUUCCAACCAGUGGGGAGGUUCUCAGCAACCACCGUUUGAUGCCACAAGAGGUCCCCCACCGCAAGCUAUGAUGGUUCCAAGGGGUCCUCCACCACCAUUCCCCCCUCCCGUGGGCCCCAGGGGUCCACCUCCCCAAAUAUUCGAUAGCAAUAUGCCUCCGCAGCACAUGACACCCAGAGGGCCACCCCCUAGCCAGUUCAUGGAAGGACCUCCGCCUCGCACCUUUGAAGGACAGAGUAACAUCAUGCCACCAAGGUUUGGUGGGCCCCCACCACCUCCAUUCAACUUCUCUGGUCCCAGAGGACCUCCUCCACCCUUCAGUGGCCCUCCACCAGUACGCUUUGAUAACAGAGGGCCACCCCCAGCUCACUUCAGUGGGCCUCGAGGCCCACCGCCACCUUCUCACCACAUGGGCCCUGACCACAACCCUCCCACCUCCAUGAUGGACAGGACAAGAGGCCCUGCCGAUCAGUAUGACAAUGACGUCAGGCGGCCCCACCCCAUGGACAUGGACAAACACCAAGGACCCCCUCCUUACAGAGACAACCAAGCUCCAUCACACGCUCAAGGCCCUCCAUACAGUGGACCACCGCCCAACAUGUAUGAUGGGCGCAGAGGUCCACUUCCUGCUGGGGAGGCACCUGGACAAAGGUUCCCUCCUCCAAGUCAGUUCCAGAGCUCCAGGGCCUCCUCACCACCACGCAGGGGCUCUUUUGAAGACCAAAGAGGCCCUCCACCACAGGACUUCCCAUCACACAGGGGUCCUACACCACCAUAUGGUGGGCCAAGGGGUCCAGCACCUGGUGGGCAUUUCUCAGAGAGGGGUUCAGGGGGUCCGCCAAGGUUUCACUAUGAUAACUGCCCUGGUGACCCAAGACCAGCCAGGCACACUGGACCACUCCUGCCCACUCCUUCCGAGGGCCCUAUUCCUUUAUCUGGUCGCAUGGGGAGGGAGCACAGUCCAGAACUCCACCGUGAUGAACACGAACACUGGCGAAGGCACUCCCCAGAAUUCAGGAGGAGGAGUAGCUCCACGCGGGAGGACUCAGAGCCUCGUGAGAGGCCUCCGCCCAGGUUUGAGGGUGUCCACAGAGAAAGGCUAUCAGAAGAAAGGCAGCGGGAGCUCUCUGAGGACCGCAGAAGGGAGCGGGAGAGAGAGGUUCCACAUCCAGGCAGGCCAUGGGGGGACAGGGGCAGGGAGCCGGGCAGGGAUCCAGGUAGGGAGCUAAGCAGGGAGCCGGGUAGGGAGCUUAGCAGGGAGCCGGGUAGGGAGCUUAGCAGGGAGCCGGGUAGGGAGCCGGGUAGGGAGCUUAGCAGGGAGCCGGGUAGGGAGCUGGGUAGGGAGCUUAGCAGGGACCCGGGUAGGGAGCCGGGCAGGGAGCCAGGUAAGCACUGGAGCCGAGAGCGUGAGUGGGAUCGCGGAAGGGAGAGAGAGCGGGAGAGAGACCGGAGCAGGGAGAGGGACCGCAGCAGAGAGAGGGACCGGAGCAGAGAGAGGGUACGAGAAGGAGGGGAGAGGCACAGGGAGCCAGACAGAGAUGCAGACAAAAGGAGGGAGCGGGACAAGGAGAAGGAAAGAGAACGGGAGCGCGAAAGGGGCGAUCGAGAGAGAGGCAGAGAAAGGGAGCCCGAGCGCAGGGAGCCCGAGCGCAGGGAUCACGACAGGGAGCGCGCCAAAAUCAGAGAGCGGGAGCGUGAGCGAGACAGAGAUCGGGACCGGGAACGCGACCGGGAACGGGACAGACGGCGAGAGCGGUCACGGAGUAGAGAAAGAGAUCGGGGGAAAGACCGUGACAGAGGAAGAGAACGGGAUCGGGACAGAGACCGGGAGAAAGACCGAGAUAGGCGAGAGAGAAGCAGAAGCAGAGAGCGUAGAGAUGACAAAAAAGACAUACGCUCAGAGUCCUCAAAGGACAUGGACAAAUAUGUUGAUCCCGAGACUGUUUCUGAUAAAGGGUCUUCUUGAUUUUCUUGUUUUGUCUUUUUUGUACUGCAUCUUUGAUAUAUGCCUAGUAUAAGCCUCUAAUUUCAAAAGAUGUAAGAAGACUGUAUAUUUUCUGUUUUGACAAAAGAGAAGGUACCCCUGGUGUUUUGUAUUCACUUGCAUCUCCUGACUUGCAUUUUAUGCGUUUUAUCUCUUCAAGUGAUCUUGCCAUCGAUGUCCAGGUGCUCUGUAAAGAUAAAGUUCAUAAAGUGUCGUAUGUUACUGCUGAUGAAUAACCCUUUUUAAAAAAAUGACAUGAAAUCCCACAUGAAGCUGGUGUAAAUAUGUAUGUAUGUGUAUAAACAGCUGCGUUUUUAAUUUUCAUUUUUUUCUACAUAGAGUAAUAAGCCAUAUAGCAUUCUUGUUGAUACACAUCACAGAUAUAAUUGUUUUUCCCCCAAAGUUUUUUGAAAGCCUGUCUUUUCUGCAUUUAACUGUCAUUUAAACUGUCAAUUAAAUCAUCUUCAAGGCUUA